Molecule: messenger RNA, 2511 nt
Organism: Nelumbo nucifera (sacred lotus)
Lineage: Eukaryota; Viridiplantae; Streptophyta; Magnoliopsida; Proteales; Nelumbonaceae
Product: Tetratricopeptide repeat (TPR)-like superfamily protein
Molecular function (GO): protein binding
Source: RefSeq, a predicted model, not a curated record
UCCGGGAGAUGUUCCCAAUACACGCUGAGAUAUGCAUGCGGGGCACCAAUUUAAUCUCUCUGCAUUUACCAAAAUUUUUCCAAUCUUCCUCGUUUGGUCUACAUUUGAUCACAGCUCGUUCUCCCUCGUUAGUAUUUAGCCGCGUUUUUCUUUUGAAAGUUGCUUCUUUUAAUGGCGAUUUUGAGAGGGAGCAAUGCUCGAAAAACCGUUGGAACUUCAUCAAAUCCCUCUACCCAAAUGGCUUCUCUCCCGCAGAGGUUUCCGAAAUUAUUAUUCGCCUCAGGAACAAUCCCCGUCUAUCCCUUCGCUUCUUUCUUUGGGCAGAAAAGAAGUCCCUCUGCACGCACGACCUCCUCUCUUACGCCACCAUUAUUCACAUUCUCGCCAGGGCUCGCCUCAAAACCCUAUCAGAAACCUUAAUUGGAAAAGCCAUGCGACUUUCCCAAGUAAACAACAUUGACGAUUCUGAUUUGUCAUCGUUGAGGCCUCCAAAGAUCUUUGAAACCCUAGCGAAGACCUACAGGUCAUGUGAUUCGGCGCCUUUUGUUUUUGAUUUGCUCAUUCGGGCAUGUUUGCAGGCAAAAAAAAUAGAUCAAUCGAUCGAGAUCGUUCGGAUGCUACGGUCUCGCCAGAUUUAUCCCAUGGUUAGCACCUGCAAUUUGUUGAUCCAGUCAGUUUCCCGGUUAAGAGGAUGUGAUGCUGGUUUCACCAUUUAUAAAGAGGUUUUUGGAGUGGAUUACCAAAUUGGGAGUAAAUUCAGGGUUCAGGUUGCUCCGAAUUUGCAGACAUUCAAUAUAUUGAUGCUUUCCUCCUAUCAAGAUGGAAGGACGGAGAGGUUAAAAGAAAUUUGGGCAGAGAUGGUAAAAUUCAGUUGUAAUCCAAAUGUUUUUAGUUACAGUAUUUUAAUGGCUGCACUUUGUGAUGAAGGGAAGAUGGAUGAAGCCCUUGAAUUAUGGGAAGAAAUGCAUACCAAACAAAUUAAGCUUGACGUGAUGGCUUAUAAUACCAUAAUUAGUGGUUUAUGCAAAAUUGGAGAAAUGGGAAGAGCAGAAAAACUUUUCCAAGAGAUGGAACUGAGUGAGAUCGAGAUGACUUGCCUCACCUAUGAGCAUAUGGUCCAAGGAUACUGUAAAAUUGGGAAGGUUGAUUCGGCAAUCCUUUUGUAUAAGGAUAUGUCUAGGAAAGGUUUCGUGCCAGAGGCUUCGACAGUUGAUCAUGUGAUUGGAGCAAUAUGCGAGAAAAGUAGGAUCUCUGAAGGCUUGGACUUUCUAAGAGAUGUGAUGAAACGGCAAGGUUUUUUUCCGCAUAGAGUAAGUUACGAGCUUCUGAUAGGAGGGCUAUGUGUCGAAGGGAAGAUGGAAGAAGCGAUGAAGCUUCAAGCAGAGAUGGUAGGGAAAGGAUUCCCGCCAAAUUCAAAGGUGUACAAUACUUUUAUUGAGGGUUAUAUGAAACAGGGGAAUGAAGAUAAAGCAAGAAAAUUAAGAGCAGAGAUGUAUGAAAUUGGACUGGCCGAGGAAAGAGAUUAGGAUUUUUUUAACCAAUUUGUUCUCAUAGUUUCAUCAAGAAUUUCUUUGCUGCUCUGGGAAAGGAACUUGCUUAGCUUGCAUUUUAUCCUCUCUAUGCCAUUUAUCAUGUGCUCACCGAGGAUGAAGAAGCAAAUGUAAAGAAUAGCAGAAAUGGAAGAAGUGGACUUGAUUGCACUUUUAGCCUAGUUGGCUUCAUUGCAAGGAAGGACUUAAACACAAGAGCUCAACUUUGUGCUGCUCCAGGUGCUUAUCUAUUACAACUAAUGUUUUAUGAAUGAACGUCCUAUCUUAUGGCAAGCCAAAAAGAUCUAAUGCAUAUGUUCUUGGUGUGUGCAAGGUAACCAAAUUUGUGUGGCAUUUAUAUGGAAGCUUUAUUGUAGAUACUAGAUUGGUUAGAAUAUCCUGUAUUGGAGCUCUAAGUGAGAUUGCAUCAAUUUUCAGUCUAGCAUAUGGGAAGAGGGUGAAAGGAAUAUUUUGCUGGCAUUGAAGGCUCCGUAAGCCCACGAUGAUAGGUUAUCUGCCACAUGCACAGAUUAUCUGGAUGAUCCAGACAAACCUUGUGACGAGGAACCUUUUGGAUUAGCUAUUUGUUAUGCAUCCAUGAUCUCUCAUUAGUCAUAUAACCCACUGGAUAUUGUGCCCUUUCCUUUUUCUUUAUGGAUUUUUCUUGAAUUUCUUUUCUUUGAUAACAAGGGUGGGAGAAACAUGUGGUUCAAUUUUGGUCUCACCCCAGAGAGUAUACUUGGAGUUGGAGCACCACGGUUCUAUGUUCCUUCAAUUUAUACGUUAAUUGCUUUGGUGAUGCAUAUGCCUUUCUUUACUUGCAGAAAGAUGUACGCUCAAAUUCUCAGCAUUCUAAGCGAAUGCUGUUGAUGGCAUGUAAAUCUAUUAAUUGAUUUGUAUUUGAUUGAUACUGUAGAAAUGGCAAAUAUAAUACUGUCUGGUACAGUAUUGAAGUUAAUGAAAUUUGUGUCACUUCCUGUCA